UUGAUUGAGAAAAAAUGUUCACUUUUAAGACCAAUUGUUGUGUCGAGUUCCAUAAUUGCAUAUUUGUGUUUGAUUUGUAAUAAAACAGUUGCUAUUUGUAAGGAGUUUAAUUUGAAGAGACAGUAUGAUACAAAUCAAAAGUCAAAAUUCGAUUGUUAUACUGAAAAAAUAAGAAUCGACACAUUGCCAUCUUUAAAAUCUAAACUUCAAGGGUUGCUAAGAAUUGGAAACCAUCUGAAUUUGAAUACAAUUGAUGGGAUUAUAAUCUGCGAGUUGUGUGGAAAAUUAUAUACGACACAAAUCGAAUUCUUCUGGCACUUUUCUACAUGUUGUUGUAUGAACAAAAAGUUUUACCAGAAUAAUAAACGUAAAAAAAGGCGAACAACAGAUCCUGCUGUUAACAGAAUUCUUAACGAGAACGAAAAAAAUGAAAUAGUUGAAGACAGUGGGAAAAAGAAAAAAAAAUUCAGAAACUCCCAUAAUUCCAAGUCAAGUUUAUACGAUGGUCAGAAAUUAAAGAGAAAUGAUUUAAACGCAAGAAAUAAAUUAUUCAAAUGUGACAUUUGCUCAAAAAUUUUAUCUCGAAAAAGUUAUUUGAACAAACAUAUGUUUAUUCAUACAGGAGAAAAACCUUUUAAAUGUAAUAUUUGUGCCAAACCGUUUUUACAAAAACGUUAUUUGAAUACACAUUUGCAAAGUCAUACAAGAGAAAACCCAUUCAAAUGUGACAUUUGUUCGAAAACUUUUUCACGAAAAAGUUGUUUGAACAAACAUUUAUUUAUUCAUACAGGAGAAAGGCAUUUCAAAUGUGAUGUUUGUUCGAAAUCGUUUCCAGAGAAACCUCAGUUGACUGUACAUUUGCGUACACACACAGGAGAAAAGCCCUAUAAAUGUGAAAUUUGUUUGAAAACUUUUUCGCAGAAAAGCAAUUUGAAUGUACAUUUGCCGAAGCAUUCAGCAGAAAAACCGUUCAAAUGUGACAUUUGUUUUAAAUCAUUUCCUUAUAAAAAUUAUUUAACUAUACACAUGCGUAUUCACACAGGAGAGAAGCCAUUCAAAUGUGACAUUUGCUCAAAAGCUUUCUCAAGCAAACCUCUUUUGAAGAAGCAUUUGCUUACUCACAAAGAAAAAAAGCCAUACAAAUGUGAUAUUUGUUCGGAAACUUUCCCGCACAAAUAUGGCAUGACAAUUCAUUUGCGUAGUCACUCAGAAGAAAAUCCAUCCAGAUGUAACAUGGGAGAGAAACCAUUCAAGUGUGACAUUUGUUCUAAAACUUAUUCACAUAAACAAACUUUGAAUUUACAUAUGCUCAAUCACUCAGGAGAAAAACCUUUCAAGUGUGAUAUUUGUUCAAAAAGUUAUUCGCAUAAACAAACUUUAAAUUUACAUAUACGUAAUCACACAGGUGAAAAACCAUUCAAAUGUCACAUUUGUUUCGAUUCUUUUAUAAAAAAAUAUAGUUUGGAAAUUCACUCUCGCAUUCAUACUCUAAUAAAACCAAUGCAAAAGUGACCUAUAUUCAAACAAAUGUAUAUAGUUGAAGUUUGGCAAAGGGUUGGCGGCUCUACCAACCAAUGCCUUUUGCUAAAAGUCACUUCUGAGUUCGCAAAUUCCAACUAUAGUAUAUAGAAAUAUGGAGGGUAGAGACAAGGAGUACCAUCUCAUAUGGGAGCUCAGCUUAAAAACUGUCCGCUUGUAGACGGUAAAUUAUAUUUCAAAAUUUAACCACAGUGGCGCUCCAAUCGGACGAGAUAUCAUAUGAUCGUUCAGUUCAGUCUUCCGUCCGUCUUAUUUGAAUAUGCAAUGUUAAAAAAUUUUAAAUGACUAGAGUCGUCGCUUUAUUUAAAAUUUACUCUCAUGCUAUGUAGCGUCUCUGUAACAUAAAGGAUUUGAUGGAUACUUUCUGUAGCACAGAGAUGGUUCUCUUUACUUCACUUUCACAUUAUUAACUUCGAAAACACUUUCUAAAAACUUUAUACUUUACUACCAACAUAAAUUCCCAAAGAUUUUUCAUGUUACUACUGAUCAGAAACGUUAGCUAAUAUUUAAAGAGUUCAUUCCAUAAUUUUAUCAAGAUUUAUUCAAAGUAUUUAUUUUCAAUAAAUUUUACACGAUGUAAAUUCACACUUACAAUUGUAUAAAGAAAUUUGUUUUUAUUUCUUGUAUAAAAUUCGUGAUUUCAUGGUACAUUCGUGAGAAUCUUUGGCUUAGACCUAUGGUCUUCUAUAAACUUCUAAGUAUCGAUGGCUUCAAAAUGGUGGCUUGCGUAACUACACACUGAGACUAUAUUACAAAAAUAGAAGAAGAAUAUAUGCUCACGUUCAGUACGUACUAUAAUUUUUGUUGUUAUAACUUGAAUUCAAUUCGUAAUGUAAUACAAUCUAGACAGAAUAGAUAUGGAACAGACAGUUAUCAAGGACGAAAUCGAGAUUCACGAUGAUUUUAUUUGCAAUACGAAAGUCAAACAAGAAUUUAAUGAUGAAAUGUCUAGUACCGCAUAUCAAAAUGUAAAUACAAGUAGUAUGCAUCAUAUUAAAGAAGAAAUAA
Diorhabda carinulata is the source of this 2547-nucleotide messenger RNA. Its product is annotated as zinc finger protein OZF-like. The transcript has 2 exons. Bases 337 to 1512 code for a protein of 391 amino acids. Gene Ontology annotation, biological process: regulation of transcription by RNA polymerase II. Lineage: Eukaryota; Metazoa; Arthropoda; Insecta; Coleoptera; Chrysomelidae. The record is from RefSeq and is a predicted model, not a curated record. Gene Ontology annotation, molecular function: RNA polymerase II cis-regulatory region sequence-specific DNA binding; DNA-binding transcription factor activity, RNA polymerase II-specific. Gene Ontology annotation, cellular component: nucleus.